Molecule: messenger RNA, 8915 nt
Organism: Hirundo rustica (Barn swallow)
Lineage: Eukaryota; Metazoa; Chordata; Aves; Passeriformes; Hirundinidae
Gene: RREB1
Product: ras responsive element binding protein 1
Exons: 13
Coding region: 622-5688 (1688 amino acids)
Biological process (GO): regulation of transcription by RNA polymerase II
Cellular component (GO): nucleus
Molecular function (GO): DNA-binding transcription activator activity, RNA polymerase II-specific; RNA polymerase II cis-regulatory region sequence-specific DNA binding
Source: RefSeq, a predicted model, not a curated record
GCUAUUUGCAACAGGCUGCCGCUGCCGCGGUAGCGCGUCCCCGGGAGAGGAGCCGGAGCGACACGUGAUGUGUCUCCUUAUCAGGGGAGGCGCGGAGGAGGGGAAGUUAGCGCGGAGUUGAUGAACUUUGCACAUCCACAGAAACGCCAUUUUGAUUCCUUUUUCCGGAACAAGUUUGCGGCUCCCUCCCGUGCGCGCUCCCCCCGGCGCGCCCCCGCGCCCCCCCGGCGGCCCAUCCUCCCGGCAUGUCGCGGCGCAAGCAGCCCAGCCCCAGCAAAGUCCGGCCGUUCCUGAAAUAAACUUCCUGCAAUUCUUUGCAGUGUGCAGGUGUCCAGACUCCCCUUUACUCAUGGUCGCCUGUGAAACCCGUCAGGCAACUGAAGGCUGUACCUAAAAUUCUGCUGGCAGUGCAGCCCACUGCAGUGGCCUUGGUCUAGUUACGGUGGACACCUUGUGCAGCCCCAGCUGUAGCAUCCCCUCGUAGUCCGAACAACUAUUGCGGUCCAGGAGUCUACACGUGUGGAGGACUGCCUGGAAUAGAAAAAGGAAAGCUGCAGAGAUUGUAAGCUGCUGGCUUGAUCCGUGUGGCUGUUGUGCGGAGGAACAUCAAAACUUUGCUGGAUGGAUCCGACAGCUCGUUGCAAAGUAGAGGUGCUGGAGGGUGCUGCUGAAGAAGAGGCUGAAGAGCCAGACGCAACUGUACAUACUACACUAAGUGAAGAGACCAGCAAGCCAGAAGAGAGCCACAGUCAAUCAGGGGAGAAAGAUGAAGAGAAGCAGCUGGAAAGCUUAAACAGCUAUAAGGUCUCACCAAGUUCACCAAACAGUUUGGACGGAGCAGACUUGUCCUCCAUUGAUGCCAUGAUGUCAGCAGUGAUGAAUGUGGGGAAGAUUGCUGAAAACGGCGGGAAUUCUCAAAAUGUCAAAUCCCCCUCAAAGUCUCCUGCACCAAAUCGGAUUGGCAGGAGGAACCAGGAAACAAAAGAAGAGAAGUCUUCCUAUACCUGUCCUCUGUGUGAAAAGAUUUGCACUACACAGCACCAGCUAACUAUGCACAUUCGUCAGCAUAACACUGACACUGGAGGGACAGACCAUUCCUGCAGCAUCUGUGGAAAGUCUCUGAGCUCAGCGAGCUCCCUUGAUCGCCACAUGCUGGUGCACUCAGGUGAAAGGCCAUAUAAAUGUUCAGUAUGUGGACAGUCCUUCACCACCAAUGGAAACAUGCACAGGCACAUGAAGAUUCAUGAGAAGGAUCCAAACAGCACAGCGAGCACCACUCCCCCCUCGCCGCUGAAGCGCAGGCGAUUGUCUUCGAAACGCAAGUUCAGUCACGAUGCUGAGCUGGACAGAGAGGAGAGGACGCCUGCAAAAAAGGUUGUCGAGGAUGGCCAUUCCGGUGAAGGGGAUAAGAGGGCUGAUGAUGAAGUUUAUCAUUGUCCAGUCUGUUUCAAAGACUUUUUUUGCAAGUAUGGGCUGGAGUCCCACAUGGAGACACAUCCAGAUAAUUCAUUGAGGUGUGACAUCUGUUGUAUUACCUUUCGUACUCAUCGGGGCUUACUGCGCCAUAAUGCAGUUAUCCACAAGCAGCUUCCCAGAGAUCCCAUGGGAAAGCCUUUCAUUCAGAACAACCCUUCAAUUCCAGCAGGCUUCCACGACUUGGGAUUCACGGACUUCUCCUGUAGGAAGUUCCCCCGCAUUUCUCAGGUCUGGUGUGAAACAAAUUUGCGAAGGUGCAUCAGUGACUUCCAUCGAUUUAUUUGCGAGAUGUGUAACAAGGCAUUCCCCAUGCUUUCGGCGCUCAAACUGCACACAGAAACUCAUGUGGUGGAUCAGGGAAAAGACAAGCACAAGCCACAGUCCAUGGCCCCACCCGGUGAGAACCCAGACCAGAAAGCCUUCAUGGCAUCCUUGGGCCUACAGUACACCAAAGACAUCAAGCCUGUCAAGCAGGAGGACAAUACGCAAGAUGAGGUCCAAGAAAUGCGGCUCAGAGCACUGAAGAGUAACCUACCUCAGGAACCCGGCAGCACCAGUCUGCUGAGCCUCUCUCCUCUGGAAGCUGCCUCCAUGGGAGGGUCAUUUUCAGUCCUUCCCCCUACAAAAGAAAACAUAAAGCUUCUUUCGCUGCAGCCUUUCCAGAAGGGUUUUAUUAUCCAGCCUGACAGCAGUAUUGUGGUGAAACCCAUCUCCAAUGAGUCUGCCAUUGAGCUGGCAGACAUUCAGCAGAUCUUGAAGAUGGCUUCUUCUGCUCCUCCUCAAAUCAGUCUUCCUCCACUUUCUAAGGCACCUUCUGUCCCUGUGCAGUCGAUUUUCAAGCAUAUGCCACCACUGAAGCCAAAGCCUUUGGUAACCCCCCGAACAGUUGUCGCAACCUCUACACCUCCUCCUCUUAUCAGUGCCCAGCAAGCCUCCCCUGGCUGCAUCAGCCCAAGUCUCCCACCUCCCCCUCUGAGGCUGAUAAAGAAUUCGGUGGAGUCUGUCUCCAAUUCUCAUCUCUCCCAGCCAGGAGCCAAAUCAAGUCCUUCCUCACAGUUGCUCCUCCAACCCAAAGUAGAGCCUUUAACUCAGCAUGAGAUGAAGACACAGCUGGAGCAGGACAGCAUCAUUGAAGCUCUCCUGCCUCUAAGUAUGGAAGCCAAGAUCAAGCAAGAAGUCACAGAAGGAGACCUCAAAGCCAUCAUCGCAGGGGCAGCGAACAAGAAGACCCCGACCAUGAGGAAAGUUUUAUACCCCUGCCGUUUCUGUGACCAGGUGUUUGCCUUUUCUGGUGUCCUGAGAGCUCACAUCCGCUCCCACUUAGGUAUUUCCCCGUAUCAGUGCAACAUCUGUGACUACAUCGCGGCCGACAAGGCAGCGCUGAUCCGGCACCUGCGGACGCACAGCGGGGAGAGGCCUUACAUCUGUAAAAUCUGCCACUACCCGUUCACAGUGAAAGCCAAUUGUGAGAGGCACCUGCGAAAGAAGCACCUCAAAACGACCAGGAAGGAUAUCGAGAAGAACAUCGAGUAUGUCACCAGCAAUGCCGCAGAGAUGGUGGAUGCCUUCUGCUCCCCAGACACGGUGUGCAAGCUGUGUGGAGAGGACCUGAAGCACUAUCGCGCCCUCCGCAUUCACAUGAGGACGCACAGCGGCUGCCAGAAGAAGAAGCCGUUCGAGUGCAAGGAGUGCGGCACGGCCUUUUCAGCCAAGAGGAAUUGCAUUCACCACAUCCUCAAACAGCACUUGCAUGUGCAAGAAAAGGAGAUUGAGAAUUACAUCUUAAUGGUGGACUGCAGUGCCCAGGAAAGCCAGACAGACCCUUCUUUAUUGGAGGACAGCACUUACAUGGACCACAAGCCCAUGACGCCUUUCCUGGAGCCACAAAAUGGCUUCUUGCUGGGAACGUCACCUCACGUUUCCAUCAAACGUGAACCUGUGGGCAACUUUCCCAUGGAUUUUGAUGAGCCCUUGGAUUUCUCUCAGAAGAGCAAAAGCCUGAGUGCUGUGCAGGUGAAGCAGGAGAACCUGUUCAGCUCAUCUCUGUCCCUUUAUGACUGUUCCAUGGAGCCUAUCGACCUGUCCAUCCCCAAAAUCCUGAAGAAGGAUAAAGAUGAUGCACCCUGUGAAGCCAGGAAUCAAGAGCUGGCUGCUUCUGGGAACAGUGAUAAAGCCUAUAACUGUCUGCAGUGUCCUUUGGUUUUUGGUGCCAAUGGGAACUCAGAAACAAACCGGGGUGUCAGACAUCCCCAGCCACUGAAAGGUUCGUUGCAUUUGACUGUCCCGAUCAUUUCCCCAGCUCUCCCUAGCAAUUCUGCCUUGCUGAGACCCCUGAGGCCUAAACCACCACCACCACCUCUCUUGCCAAAGCCUUCAGUAACUAAAGAGCUGCCGCCAUUGGCUUCCAUUGCACAGAUCAUUUCGUCUGUGUCUUCUGCUCCCACUUUGCUGAAAACAGAGGCUGCAGACGCCAGUCCCAAGGCAGUGAGCAGCUCCACUGGGUGUGACAAAUCAGGGAAUGCCAAAGCUAAAGUGACAAUCGUGACCGCCGUUCCGAGAGACUCCAGCCUGCCUGGUGACCUGUCUCAGGCGUGUGAUCCAGAGCAGUCUCCUGUUGCUGAUGCUGGGUUGACUAAGAAAAGAGGUAGAAAGAAAGGAACGAAAAAUAAGCCUAAACUUAGGAGUAGUGUGGAUCUGGAGUCAAGUGGUGAAUUUGCCAGCAUAGAGAAGAUGCUGGCUACCACAGACACUAACAAAUUUAGCCCAUUUCUGCAGUCCACUGACAAUUUCAAGGAAGAAAGUGGCAGAAAUGGAACAAGUGAGGAUGAGAAGGAAACUGCCAAGGAUAAGCUGCUGAGAGGGAAGAGGAACACUUACUCAGACUGCCUGCAAAAUAUCCCCUGUCCUUACUGUCCUCAAGUCUUUCCAUGGGCAAAUGCCCUGCAGCGGCACAUGCUCAGUCACGCAGAGAGCCAGGCAGAUGCAGACACACUAGCUGCAGGAAACAAAGUCUUGAACCUGAGCUACGGCGAGAAGGAGCAGUCAGAGGAAAAGACAGAGCUACCGGAGAGUGAGUGCAGCCCCAAGGAGGAGCAGAAGGCUGACUUCCUUCCGGCAGAAGAGGAUGCUGAAGAAAAAGUGGAUGGAUAUGAAGAGGGCCCUGAGGAAGAUUCUGUAAGUAACAAAAGUCUUGACCUCAAUUUUGCCAGCAAAUUAAUGGACUUCAAGCUGGCAGAGAGUGACCAGUGUGCAGGCAGCAGUUCUCAGACUGAAAGGAAACAUGCCUGUGACAUUUGUGGCAAAACCUUCAAGUUUGCUGGCACUCUUAGCCGUCACAAAAAGGCCCACAUUCGUGAGGACAGAAAGGAUGAAAGGAGCAGUGAGGAUGAAAGCAAAAGCAUUCAGGAUGAUGCAGGAGCUCCCUCGAUGCAGGACUCUGGUCUUGAGCAGGAAGAGUCUCCGUUGGACUUGAAGGUAGUGGAGUCUCCUGUGGACUUUGAGGCAACAGGAAAGGAGAAUGAAGAGAGCGAAAGCAUCUCUGAGGGGGAAGGCACAGAGAGAAAGUCCACUGAGAAGAGCAGUGAUGACAAACCAAAGACUGAUGGGGCUAAGAGUACUGCAAAAGCAGACAAAAGAAAGAAAGUCUGUACUGUGUGCAACAAGCGUUUCUGGUCUCUGCAAGAUCUGACGCGACAUAUGCGGUCUCAUACAGGUGAGAGACCUUACAAGUGUCAAACCUGCGAACGGACCUUCACUCUGAAGCACAGCCUGGUCCGUCACCAGCGCAUCCACCAGAAAGUCAAAAAUGCCCGAAACCACGGGAAGGAGAGCGACAAGGAGGAAACGCAGUCGAGGUGUGGAGAAGACAGUGAGAAUGAGUCCAGCCACAGCGGCGCCAACCCCAUCUCCGAAAGCGAGUGUGACUCCACGGGGGGCGUCAGUAGCCAUUCGUCCCUCGUGGGGAGCCGGAACGAGCCCCUGGCCGGCAUGGUCACGGACUCCCCCUGCGGAGAGGAGAGGAGCGGCCUCGCCGAGCCCACCAAGAGCGCGCAGAAACAGAUGGCGAAAGACCAGGAACCGCGGGGCAGCUCCGAGCACGAGAGGCCUUCAGGUUUCAUCCAUGACUUGCUGGAGAUGCACAAAGCGCCGUCUCCCAUGAAUCACAUCCUGGCCUCUGCAGACAGUGCGCCUCAGCUCUUGGGGGUGGAAUGACUUGCUAGGAGGUUGUACCCAUCUCAGCAGGCAAAGUGAAGCCAGCAGAGCAAGGUUCCUCGAGUCUGGUUUUGGAAGAGCGACCUUACAGCUACGGGGAGAGAAUGGCAGACUGGACGUGGUGCCAUAUGCCUUUCAGUAUAAUAAUGCAAGAGACUACAGUAUAUACUGAUUUGAGUGCCUUACUACUUUAUUAGAUCUUUUGGUAUUAUAGAUUUUUUCAAAAAUGAUUUUAAUAUUUUAAAGAAUUAUCUGGAGAGGACCCUUUUUCAUUUAAGCAUUAAUGUUACCUUUUGUAUUGGUGUGCGUGAGCUUGUUCUUGUAUAUCUGUGAUAGUCGCUGUUUGUUCUCUGAGCUGGAAAUGGGGCAGUGGGGUGGGAGGCCCUUGGAUACCAUAGCCAAUAACUGGAAGAAAAAUGAUGUGAAUUUCAUAUGAAAUAGUCAGAGGAGAUGCAGAGGAGACGUUGGUUUGUUUUUUUACUCAGUAGAUGUUCUUGCAUUUGCCACAUGGUGGAGCAUUAAGCCUGUUUCAGGCCUGAACAACGUGGCAGUUGAAGGUGUUCAAAGUGGUUCAAGCCAAAAGCAGGAAACACAAAUGAAUUUCAACCUCAUACUUGUUUCCACUUUUCAGCAUUAGAAGUGGUCUUCUAAAUCCUAGGGGUUUUUUCUGGCCGUCACGGACUGAGUGUGUAUACAGAGAAGAGUUACAUAGCAACGUAACCUAUGGAAAUUAUGCACCCGCUGUUACAUAUGUUUGAUUUGCUUCAGUACAUUAUUAUUAUUAUUAUUAUUUUAUUAUUAUUUUAUAAAUCCAUCAGUUUGCUUGUCUCUGCAGUCAGCAGAAGCCAAUGGGCAAUAUUUGCCCACGGAGACGCGUAGCGCAGCUUGGGUCCCGUCUCGGAGUGUUCUUGACUCAUUGCUUUCACCAGCUCCUGCUCCUCCUGUUGUUGCAGCUCUUCUACUGUACUUUACAUGAACCCCUUCCUCCGACCGGAGCGUCCCGCGGAGGCCAGCGAGGUUUCGUCCCCGGUGCAGGGGCACAUCUCCCUCGCGGCGGGUGCGAGCGGGCGUGGGUGCGAGCACGCGACAGCCCCGGGUGCGUGAGAGGCACCGCGAGUGCCGCCGUGACCUCGCUGCCGCCACGCCGGUGACAGCCCGCGUCACUCACAGAGCAAAGUUAUCUCGUCUUCCAGUGGAAAGCAAGAGAGAAAUGCGAGCCUUUACCCUCGUCUUGCUUCUGUCGUGUUCUAAGAGCAAGAAAAUACUACUGGUAAUAAAACCACAGAUAUACGACAUGUUAAAAAUAAAUUUAAAACAAAAACAAACAAACAAAAAAAACCCAAAAAAACCCACAAAAACAAAACAAACAAAAAAAAGAAAGAAAUUCUUCCUGAGAUUUUGGGGUUGAUGCUUGAAGACUUGAGGUGUGUGUCUAAAUUUCAUAUCAGUAAUUUAACCCCUUUAAUGCUGGCAGCUGGAAUUUCUCCGUAUGGCUCCUGUUGCCGGCAACAGGUGACACUCCAGCCACCAAUAUUGAAGGGGUUAAACGAAAUGUAUCCUACUGUAGCUGCGCAUUUUUAGGAGUGCCCAGCAUUUUUGUUGUCCUUGUCGUUGUCGUUGUCGUUAUUGUUGUUUGUUAAUUGUCCUUCAGUCAUGACCUCUGGGACAGACAGAGCCAUAAUAGCAUUGCCGGAGCCUCACUGUGCUAUUCCACCACUGCAGCCCCCCAGCCCAGCCCGCACUGUGACCCUCCCUCCUUCCUACCGCAGAAUCGCUUUUCCUGCUCUCACCAGACAUGGAGGAAGUGGGCCUCAGACCCAGUCUAUAUUAUAUAAUAUAUAUCUAUAUAUAUCUAUAUAUUAAAAAUUCUCAGAAAAAAUUUCUGGAGACUGAAAUCUCACUGUCCAGAAUUCAAAGGAAGAGAAACGUUCUUGAGUAAUAUUCUUGCAAAUAGAGUAAGAAAAAAUGGUUGAGGUAUAUGUGAUUUCUAUUUUUUGUGGUUUUUUGGUGUUUGUAUUUUUUUUUUUUUUUAAUUUUUAAAUAGGGAUGUUUGAACCAGUUCAGCAACAAAGCUAACGCCAGAUACAGAUAAAUCAAUCACAACCAAUGAUUCAUUUGAAACUCUACCCAGGUGCAUUCUACUUAAUUAAAACCCGUUCACACAUCCCUUAAAUUGUUAUUACUAUUAUAAUUAUAAUUAUUAUUAUUAUUAUUAUUUUGGGUAUUUUUUGGUUUUUGUAAUUUUUUUUGUUUGUUUAUUUUGGGGUUGUUGUUUUGUUGUUUUGGUUUUUUUUUUUUUUGCAGCUCUCCACACUAAACUGCGCAAUACUGUGGGGGAGAAGCCAUUACUAAACUAUAUGCUGCAGAACAAUGUAGCAAGUAAUUAAUUCCCAGCAGCCUGCCGGGACAUCUGCUAGCAAUAAUCACUAUUGAUUUAAAGCUUUAUUUAGCCUUUAUCUAUAUCCUAGUAGAGUAUAAGGUCUUGCCACAUUUUAUUGACAUUUUUAUUAGUUGAGUUUGACUGAGAACUGUUGCUGUUGUUGGGGUUUUUUUUGUUUCCCUUCCUCCCCCAAUAUUAAACUGUGAAAUUUAUAAUGUGUUUAAACUAUGGGUGAAUCUUAGGCUUUAGUUUGCAUGUUCAGCUAAUUUGUCUCUAUACGAUUUUCGUUUGAAUCUUUUUAUUUUUUUUCCUCUCUCAGGGCUUUUACAAAAAACAAAAAAUCACAAAACAAAAACAAACAAAAAAAGAUCUAAAAUUCUUUUGCCUGAGUUGCAAUGGACUUAACAUGGAGAUAAUUCAAUCACUACAUUAAGCACUUGACUGUGAAAGCGCAAAAAAAAAUAAAGGAAAAAGAAAAAAAAAAGAGAGAACCUUGUUUGAGGCUGUUGUGAAAUAACUUUAGGGGGCUAUAUGACAGUCUGAUUCCAUUUUCAGAAUGAUUCAUCUUCUCUUUCCUCUCUAUGUGUCUCCUUUCUCUCUCUUCUCUCUCCACGAAGGAAGUUUAAUCCUAGUGAUUUCAUCCCAUGCAGGAAAAACAGUAAUAAAUGUGUAGAAUUCAUAUUUUUCUAAAGGGAACUUAAACUGCUGCUAUGAAUUGUGUACAAGACUGGUUUAUGCCACAUGAACAGAGAAUCACACAUUGUUUUGGUACUUUUAUUCCUCUUUUUUUUCAGUUGUACAGUACUUCCAAAUUCAAAAUAAAAAGUAAAACUUGUUCUGUAUCAAA